This is a messenger RNA of Lagopus muta (rock ptarmigan), 9958 nucleotides long. RefSeq names its product mirror-image polydactyly 1 (gene MIPOL1). NCBI's taxonomy places the organism in Eukaryota, Metazoa, Chordata, Aves, Galliformes, Phasianidae. The coding region runs from base 918 to 2207 and encodes 429 amino acids. The transcript is spliced from 12 exons. The record is from RefSeq and is a predicted model, not a curated record.
GUCUCUAGCUAUCUGUUACAGUGAGAUUUUACUGAAGGACUUUGUUGAUCAGUUUUUCUUAGUUUGGAAAAGCUAUUUGAGAACCCCGUACCUAUUUUUGUAUAAAAUCUAAUGACAAUAUGAAAAAGUUGCUAUCCAAUUCAAUUUUCUUGAUGUAUUUAACUGCUUUAAUACCAGAUGAACAACUUGAUAUUUAUGUACACGAAAUUGCCUAUACAAAUAGGGCCUUGACAAAAUGCUUUAAUCACUUAUUUGCUCAUAUCCUAUGAUUUUAUAGUUAACUUGGGGAGUAAGAGAGAUCAUUUUUGUUGUAUGCUUUUGUGAGCUGGAUGUAAAUUAAUUACAGAAAUACAGUGUCAGCAUGAAUUAAUUAUGCAAGUAAGCCGUAUGGCUAUUUAUUUUAUUUAAAUGGCAAUAGCUUGAGAAGAUCUUUUGUCUUAAUAGAUUAGCCAGAAUUCAUUUGAAAAAGUCUUAGUAUGUUUAAGGUAAUGGGAAAAAAAAAUUGCUUUCAGUACAUCCUAGCAAAGAUCCUGUUUAAAACGGAUGACAGCCUGUCACGUUCAGUAGCAUAUCAGUCAUCAGAUUUAUUCUAAUUCCUUAAGCUGAACAUUUCAUUCAAGCUUGUAGAUUGUCUUGUCAAGCUACCAAAAGCUUCAUAGCAAUUCUGUCAAGCAUGCAGUUGCACCAACAGUUCACAAAUGAAUGCUAAGCUAAAAAAAAUGUUGUUUAUUUUCUUUAACAUUUUAUUCAUAUAACUAAACUUUUCUCUCGUGUUAUUUUCUCUUCAUCUGUUUAUCAGAAGGCAUUCAAGGAGCUACUUUCUGAACGUGCCUCAUCCUGACCAUACCCAUUUCAGCUCUGAAAUGUUGGAGGAAAAACUGGAGCUAGUGCCAGAUCAAACAACUUGAGAAGAACAAAUGGAGAACUUGUCUGAAGAAACCCACAACUUGGGACAGAAAGGAGAAGAUUUCUGUGCAGAAUUUCAAUUUCAUCCAAAUUCCUCCAGAAAAGCGGAUUUUUUCAUCCAAGCAGAAGAUGAAGUGCUGAAACUUUCAGAUUUGUUAGUAACCAGUCAAGGAAGAUCUCCAAAUAUGUGUGCUCAGUUCAGUUCCAGUCCUGGAGAAUCAAGUGGUGCUGUAGGAAGUAGAGGGAAAAUACUCCCUGAAUUUAUAUCUUCAAGGGAAGAUCCCACAGGUUUUGGUGGAAAGACACAAACUUCAUUCCUCUUAAAAGAAUUGGACACUCUAAGGGCCAAAAAUAAAAAGCUUCAAGAUGAGGUGUUGGAAAAGGACAAGGAGUUGAAGACAAUAAAACUGGACUUAGAACUGCAAGAGAGAGCUACAGAAGCUAAGAUUGCAGAAAAGAUUGCAGCUCUGGUUGAAGAAGUUUAUUCUGCUCAACGGGAACGUGACAAGGCUGUCAUGGCAAGGCUUAGGUUAGCCAACGAAGAGAGAGAUGAAGCAUUUCUACGAGUCCGGCGUUUAGAAGAGUCACUCAAAGAGCUAGAAAAUAUUAACCCUGAAGAAAAUGACAUGACAUUACAGGAAUUACUGAACAGAAUAAACAAUGCAGACACAGGGAUAGAUAUACUCAAGAAUGGAGCUAUAAUUCUGAAUCGAAUACACAGGACCAAAGAACGUAAAAAGAAAAUAAUAGCUGAGGAAAUGAACACAGUGAUAGAACAACGGGAUGCUGCUUUGUCUCAAUGCAAACGGUUAGAGCAGGAGCUUCAUCAUCUGAAAGAGCAGAACCAGACUUCAGCAAACAACACGAGACAUCUGACUGCUGAAAACAAUCAAGAACGUGCUCUGAAGGCAGAACUGAUAGCCCUGCAACAAGAAAAAGAAGCCACUCUUCAGCAGUGCAGAAAGUUAGAAGAAGAAAUCCAGAGAUUGCAUGUACAUUACAGUUUACACAAACCUGUGUCUCAAGGAGUGAGCCUGAAUGACUGGCUUCACUGUGCUUUCAUUACUUCUGAAGGUGGCCUGAAAGACAGGGAGGACAUUGUGACCAUUACCUAUGGCCAGCUUAAGGACCUGGCAGCUCAGCUGCAGCAAUCUCAGUCUGAGCAGCAGGACACCGAGCUGAAGCUUCAGAAGGCCUUGGAGGCUUUGAAGGAGGCCAAUGAGAAGGUUCAGAAGUUGGAAAGGCUGGUGGACGUCCUGAGGAAGAAGGUUGGAGCAGGGACCAUUAGGACCGUGAUCUGAUUGAAAGCUUCAGUCUAAGGAAGCAUUCACAUCUGGUGACCAGGCUGCUUCAUUCAGCACUGUGUAAACACUAAAGCCUUAACUUAGCAAACAGUUGUUAGAAGUGGGACACUCCAGCGACAUUCCAAGCUGAGAUAAAAUCAAAUCAUAAAUGUUUAACUACUUUGCUGCUGAGUUCUGUGAUUUGUUGAAAUGUUUCACUGCAAACAUAUAUUUGUUUUUAAGCAGAUGCAUUGUGGCUCUGUGUACUAUGAAAAAUGAUGUAGAUGCUUAUUUUAACAGUCUGUUCCAUCAGUGUAACUAGACUACUGUCUGCUGCAAGCAAGGCACAGCUUGACCGUGUGUUCAAAUACCUCCAGCUUCAGGUGCAAAAUCCUGGAAAACAGCUUCAAAAUUUGAAUCCCUUGUGUUAUUUAUGAAACUGCAAACAGUCUGGUAUUUGUAUAUUAAAUACAGUAAUUGAUAAAGUAAGUUUACGUUCAAGAAAUAGUUCUGUCCACUGUGUUGGAGAUUUUUUUCCUCUUUACUUGCAGCCCAUUGCAGCUAAUAACCAUAGCUACAUCUAAAGGAAGGAUGCACUUAUAGCUUUAUACAACACUUGAAUAACUGCUGGAGUACGUGGUAUUUUCAGCAUACCUUCCAAAGAAGUGUAUAGCUAGGUUUCACUGGAGGAACAACUGCAUAAAUAAUCAUAAAUCGCUGUGUGAAAGCCUUGAGACAUUGUGGGGUAUCUCAGACAGUGGGGAAGGUUUCCUGGUUUGUUUUUGGUUACUCCUCUGUCCUUCCCUAUAGGGUAAAUCCUUCAGAUGUUCAGAAAUCACCUUACAGUCAAAACGCAUCUAUUUGUUGUAAGGUGAGCGGCUCAGACAUUUCCUGCAAGAAUGUUUUCCCAGCUUUAUUUUGACCUCUGAUUGCUCUGCAAUGCAGGAGUACCAUCCGGGUUGGAUUUGGGGCCAGAAUGCCAGCCCUCUGCUCUGCUGACUCCCAAAGUGCCCUGGGAGAGAACUUGAAGGCUGAAGGACAAAAUCAUACAAAGAGGAAAGAAACAGAGGAGUGGGGAGGAAAAUUGCAGGUACACAGUCAUUGUAGACAUUACCCAAAGAUAUAGGAGAGUUGGCCCUAGAUGUGUAUUUGGGAACCAAAUAUCUCCAUGUACUCUGCAUAUUUUUAUCACACAAGCAAAUGCGAACUAAAGAGUCAGCUCAAGGCAGCUGCCCAACAAAUCUGGCCCCUUGCAGGGAAAUGAGUAGCAUUCCUUCAAGCCAAAUUUAUCCAGGGUCACUUCAGAAACUCCUGAUGAGCUCCUUUUUGACCUUUGUUCAAUCCUGAGAUAGCCAGUGAGACUGAAGUCUCUCCACAUGUAUUCAGUGGGAUGAAAGUUUCAUGCUUCCAGUCCAGAAGCCCAUCAACCCAGCACCCAGUCCCUUCCAACUCUCUAGAGUGCUCCCAUUCUGCAUUCAGACAACUCAAUGCUCUUUUUUCCAUUGUCUUCAUUGAACCUUGGAUCACUAAUUGAAAGAAAAGAUCACCUGAGCUGUCAGCACUGUUGAACCAGUUCUGCUUGAGGAAAUGGUAUAACCUAAUUUUUCUACUACAAAAACAUUAAACAGCCAUUCCUGUUUGUACCAUUUUUUCAUCCCUUAUGAUUUUACGUAUUUUUCAUCAUUCACUCACCCAUCUUCCAGACAGAAGCCCAAGUCUCUCAUAGAGGAGCUGUCUCAUGUUUUCAACUUGCCUUGUCAUGCUGAUCUAUUUCUUUUCUAGUUCUUCGGUGUUUUUACCAAGAUAGAGCAGGAUUUGUGCAUGGUAUUCAAGCUGUGACUUUAACAGAUGUCGUAAUUAUGUUUUCUGUUUUAUUCUUCAAGCUAUUUGUAAUUGUUUAAGCAUUAGAAUUUCUUUAAGAAAGCUUAUGUCUUUUAAGUUAGUACUUGUAUAAUAAUAAUAACUUUAGAUCUUAUUCUUCAGUUAUAAUAUCCAGUUCAGGAUUCAUCAUGGGGUGUACAAGAUCAGAACAGAUCAAAACCAUUUUCUGAACGUUCAGCUGCUGUAUUACUAUGCAUUCCCUGACUGAUUACCACUUGUCCCUAUUCCACAGCUCAUCCUUAGCAAUGAUAUUUCUUUAGGAAAUAUCAUUUAUCUCCAGAGUAUCCCCUUUUUCAAGGCAAUUUCUUAUGGCCUUGAAAUAAGUUGAACAGCAUGGUGUCUCACAAAGAUUCCUAUAGGACAGUAAGUUAGUUUAUAUUCACUGUGAAAAUGAUGCAUUUAUUGUUAGCUGUUGUUUUGAACUAACUUUUAACUACAUAUUUUUCCGUGUGAAGAUUUUCCAUCUUACUCCUUUGGCAACUGUGUUGAGGGAGCUUGUUUGUUGCUUGGGAAAUGCAAGUUUACUUAAUCACGGCUUGUUUUCUAUGCAUGAAUGUUCUAGAUUCCUCCUCCCCAUGUGUAUCAGAAUUUCUCACCUUGCCCCAAAUCCUUCCUCCUCUGAGCCAAUUAUUGUGUGAGUGCAGGCUCUGUAUAGCACAGCUGUUGGCCCUCCCUCCCCUUGCGUCAGCUGGCUUUGUUUAGGAACGUAGCAUCAGCAUACUUCUUAUUGUGGGUGUUACUUGAUUAUGUACAUUUAUAUGGUAAAUUUGCUACAUUAUUUUCUUUUUGACAUGUUAUACCUAAGAUAAAAAAAUAUUUCCUGAUUCUGUCUUACAUCUUGUACCAAGUGACCAUGAGAUGUAAUGAGCUUUUAAGUUAGCUUUUUUUUUAUAUCACCCUGCACAUGUUACUUUGAAUCAUAAUUAAAUUAGGCAUCAAUUUUUAAAAUUCAGAUAGAAAAGUUUGUUUUCUUUUGGAAAAGGCCUUGGGAAAUUGGCUGUGCUGGGAGGUGAAGAUUCUGAAGCAGUUGGGCUCUGUCUCCUCCUUGCUCAUAUCAUGGUGUGUGGUCCUCAACAAAUCCUGCAGUGACUGUUGUAAAAGGCAUGAAGACCCUCAAGAGGCCCACAGGCACCCUGGGGGGGAUCUCAGGCACCUCUGUGGGUUAAUGGCAAAACACUUUCACUUCUUCACCCGCUGUAGUGAAUGACAAAGGUUGGGCAGUUCCAGAAAUAGAGGCCCAGCCCUUGGUGCCUUCAGGUGGAUUUCUGGCCUCAGUGAACUCAGUCUGAGUUUUGUCUUUCAGUGUAAUGAGGGCAGGAACUCUGAUCUGACAUGUAGAAAUAGGCAAUAAUGAUAACACAGAUUAAUUGGCUUUUGUUGUGCAGUUUAUUCAGUGAGAAGUGAUUGAUGUCUGUGAAAUGUUCUGAAGGCAGAGAAAGCCUGCUCUAUAUAGCAGAUAUGGAGAAGUCACUUCUGUCCUAACUUGUGGAGAAAGAUGAGCUUGCAUCAGAUUAAGUAACAGAAAUAGCAGUUUGUUUUCCUCCCGGUGAUGAAAGAUGGCUCACCAUGGGCAAUACUUAUGGUGACAGUUGUAAUUACUGGUCAAAUUAGUGUCCCUGUUGUUUUGAAGAGCACUGAGAUAUUCAGGAAUACUCAACCCCUGUGAGAUUUCCUGUGUUUCUCUUGAUGAUCCUGCAGCAUGCUUGCAUUGGGAGCCAUUUCUGCAAUAUGCCAGGGUAAAAUAUGUAAAUAGCAUCAUGUUGGCUUGGGAUAAAAGCGUUAUUAAUGCUUUUCGGCACUGUAAUUAUACUCAUAGUAAGCCUUCCCUAAGCCCACACUAAUUAACAAUAUUAUGACAAAUCAACUUUAACAGAAAAGAACUGUGAACCUUUAGUCAUUUAGUACUGUUUUCAUUCAGCCCAUAACCCAAAAUCAGUAGUGUGGUUUUCUGCACGAGUGCCAGAAAAACUACUGAUACUUGCAAAGUUCAGAGCCAGAUCAGUCAUGUUUGCAGAAUCCCAGAGAUGAAGUCAGUUUGAUUCUGCUUUAAAUAUAUUCACAAUAAAGCAAGAUUCACUAGUUAACCAUUAAUAUAGGGGAACAUGAAAGCAGCUCUUAUGAAUAAGCCAUCAUAUUUAAAUAGUUUAGUAAAGUCAUUAUGUUGUCACUGGCAUACUUGUUUAUCUAUUUAUUCCAAAUCACAGGACACUUUACAGAUAUUCACCUUAAUUUUCAAAUUAAAUGGCUUUAUAAAUUUUCUUAUCAAAUGAUCAAGAAUUAUAACAUCCUUAAUCCAUGUACACAAAUGAACUUGCUAUCUAAAUGUCAAGAUUCUUCUGUGCUAUUAUUUUCUUCAUUUAGAACACUUCCUGAUGAAGGCUGCUAGCAUUUUUUUCUUCUUCUUUUUAAUUUGUGUGCCACAAGAUUUUUGUCACAUGCAGGAAUAAGCUGCAAGACACAUUAAGUCUCUCACUGACAGUUUCUCUCAUAUUGAUCUCACUAUGAUCACAGUGUUAUGCUGACUAUUAUUAUUGUACCAUUUCACAUCAGGUCUACAGAGCUGGACUUCCCUUGUUUGUUUUUCUCAUGCAUUGGUAAAUAAAAUGCAUUCACGAGUCCAAAAAACAAAGUGGUGUUCUCAUAUUAGGUUGAUUAUAAGUCAGCUGUUGAGCUUCACUGGUCUAAACAUUUCAUUCUUCAGUUUUGUUGGGAGCACACGUGUUCUGGGAGGCUUUUAAACAAAUGCUUGAAAUGGUUGAAAGAUUUACAUUGCUGGUGCCUAGCUAAAUAUGUAGUCUUUAGAAAAGACAUGGUUUAUUUUGGCACCAUUUGAAAAACUCAAAUAUUUUAAACAUUUGUUAAGUUUGAGCUUGCACAUUUCAACGAAAAGUUUGCAUUCCAAAAUUACAUCUCAGAUUACCUGUCUCUCUCUCUCUUUUGUAUUUUGUAAUCCUUUUAUUAAAAUAGUCUUUGCAAAAGAAGUUCAUUUUUGGGGGGAGGUGUUUGGUUGGUUGGUUUUUUUAAUUUGUAAAAUAUUGCCUUUACCUUAAUCAGUUUUUAAGGUAACAUUUACCUGGUAACUCUAUUCAACUAAACUUCAGAAAUGCAACUACAGAAUGCUUUCAGAAUUUAGAUCUUCAUGUGAGUGGCCAAGGCUUGUUUGUAAAAUUAGUCAAAUACAAGAAUUCUGGCCAAAUCCUGCAGAGCUUCAACUUAGUCAUUCUGAAUGCUAAGAUAAAUAAGUAGUAACCCUACUGUUAGGGGUGCAGGGCCAGACAAUAAAGAGAGCAGGUUGAAUGAGUACUGAACUGAUAAAAUAGAAUAGCUCAGGGAAAAAGAAAACCUUUUGCCUGGAGUUGUUUUUCUUUUUGGUCUUUCCCUCCCUUGGCUGGGGGAGGGGCUGCAAUGUUUAGCCUAAAUUUUUAUUUUAAAAUCAACUUUUACCUUUGAUUUUCCCAUAGGAUUUAACCUGAAAGUUGUACUGAAUCUUAAAAAAGUGAGAACGUAUAAAUUGAAAACAGUAUAUUUUGUAUAAAUCCUGACAGAUUCCCAGUUCAACAAACACUUGAGCAUACCACUACAAUUAUGCACGUGCUUUGGUGCGUUGCCUAGUCAACAGCCAACUGCAAAGGGUCACACGCCUUUCUGCGAAGCUGUCAUCAGGAGGAGUUUGGCGUGUUUCCUCCAUGGUUACCUGGGGCCAAAGGUCCAAACAGUGCCACAUUCACAGGAGUUCCUAAGCAUUUGAAUGGCUUCUGAACGUGCUAUGGCAGAUCCAUUGUCAUAUAGUGAAAUAGCAACGUACCUGGCAGAAUUCGUCACACCUGAUAAACCUUGCAGAAUACAUUACAUGAAUUUAAGAUGAUUACUGGAAUACAUGAAUAUGAAUACUGUAUUUCACAUAUGACUGAACAAUGACAUGAUUUCCUGAAGAAUUCAAAAGGUGGAAGCUAUGGGUUUGAGGUUUUUUGUUUCGUUUUGUUUUUGAUAAAGUAUAUUACUAGAACUACUACCAAAGCCAAAUUCAUAACAGAAAAGGAAAAUACAAAAAUUUAAGAUGGAAAAAUGAAAAUCUAGUUUAGUGCUAUUCUGAUUUAUUGUCUGUAACCUCAAGACCUUUGCUCACAAUUUUUGACUUUCACUGAAGUAGUGCCACUAUUUCACAAAUUCUUUCUUUUCAGAUAAGUAAACAGUUUUCAAAAAUGAGAAAUGAGUCUAAGUUGAAAUCAAGCAAGAUUUCAUACACUUCUAUGUGACAAUUAGCUUUUCAAAAAGUUAACUAAUAUCUUCACUUGGAUGUUUGGAUUAUUGAAAGAACAUACACAGCUCAGAUGCAGCCUAUGUGGAAGUAUACUAGAGUAGAAAUAGAAUAAGAAAUGGUAGGAUUCUCCAUCAACACAUGGUUUCCAAACAUUAGUGGCACACUUAAGCAAAAGAAGACACAAGACAUAAAAUUUGCAGUGUGAUCUGCUAUGGCAUUUGUUAUAUCAGCAUGCUUUGAAAUGGAGGUGCAGCAAAUGAAACACUUGAAGCUAUGACCUCCAGACUGGCAGACCAGUCUACCACUUAACUUUGUUCUCUCUGGUAAGGAGAGAUCACAGCUUUGCACACAGGUCAAAAAUAUAGAGCUCUGUAUCAAUGUCAUAGGAUAUGGAGCUGUAGGGCUCCAAAACAGCAUAUCAUGAUUUUCAUACCUGGAGUUACGAGUUCUCAAUGUGUGAUCCAGUCAGCAUACUGAGAAAGAUGUAGGUAAAUCCAAGUAAGUAGAAUCCAAGUAAAAGCUGUGAUUUACUUGGAUUCUGCUUCCUACAAGGACAUGGAAGGCAUACAUCAGGACGCCAGGACUGGUCAGCGCUGAAGCUGCAUAAUAGCAAAGUGCAAGUUAGAAAUUACAUUUUGAACAGAACAGCAGAAAAGAGUAGUAUGAGAAAAAAAAAUUGCAUGAGUGUGGAAGCAUAGUCUGCUUCAGAUGGAAAAAAAGGAGGAAAAUUUAUUACAAUAAGCAACAGAAAUACUUCACUUUGCAGACACACAGAGGUGUUGAAAAUGUCAUGGAAGUCAUAGCACAACACGGAUUCUGAAGUCUUUGAGUGUAGGUGUCUCACUGAAGCUAAAGUUGAUGUGAGAGUGUGAGGAUAAGAAAAAUGCUGAAAUUUGGUUGUGUUCAGUUUGUUCACUGAAUUCUUGUUUGAUAUGACAAGAUAUCUCAGUUCUAAAUUUUGAAUAAAACAACAUUCCUAAUUAACAUUUAGCUGGUUUGGUCACUGUGUAGUCAAUAUGUACAGUUGGCAGUGUCCCCCCUGCUUCUCUCAGGUUGAGCAAUAGAAAUCACACCUGUCCUAUCGCUAAAGCUUUUUUGUUAUAAAGAAGCAUAAAUUUAAUAUCACCAAAAUGGUAAAUAUUGAACCUUCUUAAGGUUUUCAUUAAGAAAUCUUAGCACACAUAUAAAAGAAAGUGAAAAACAAUAGCACUUUCUCCCAGUGAUGGGUUUCUUCACACAGGGGAUGAUCAGAGUUGGUCACAAUGAAUGGAGCAUGUUUCAAGCAGAUUUUAACACCUCUACUGCAGGUAUUGUGUGUCCAUAUGUCAGUUUUACUGUGGCUUGGGUGUGUGAAAUGCCAUCACCCACAGCUCUUUGUCACGUUUCUAACAGUCGCCACUCUGCCUUUCAGAGCCACAGCUUCAUCUGUCCCAUAGAGUAGUUCUCCAUUCUGACCCAGAGGCAUUGCCUAUGGAACUUGCUGCUCCCAUAUGUGGUAAUUUUGAACUGGUAGGUUGAAGUGCAGGAGAGGGUCAGAGAUGUGCAAACUUGCAUUGCGCUCUGUGUUGAGCAAAGACGUACCAGGAUGCAGGGAGAUGUGUGCAGAGUGUGAGGGACAGCUCUUAUC